This is a messenger RNA of Micropterus salmoides (largemouth bass), 725 nucleotides long. It is a transcript of the gene lim2.3, whose product is annotated as lens intrinsic membrane protein 2.3. The record is from RefSeq and is a predicted model, not a curated record. The coding region runs from base 100 to 621 and encodes 173 amino acids. Gene Ontology annotation, cellular component: plasma membrane. Gene Ontology annotation, molecular function: structural constituent of eye lens. The transcript is spliced from 4 exons. NCBI's taxonomy places the organism in Eukaryota, Metazoa, Chordata, Actinopteri, Centrarchiformes, Centrarchidae.
AAGUCGCUGCUAUAAUUGGUAUAGCAGGGGCCAGAUAUGGCGAGGCCCUGACCUGCUCUGUUUUCUCUCCAUGUGUGUCAGUCAGUGUUUUUUGGCAGGAUGUACAGCUUCAUGGGAGGUGGUUUGUUCUGUGCCGGAGUCGGGAACAUCCUCCUCAUUGUCUCCACGGCAACUGACUACUGGAUGCAGUAUCGUCACUCCAGCAAUUAUAUGCACCAGGGCCUGUGGCGGUACUGUGUGCCUGGGAAAUGCAUGACACACACAGACAGCAUUGCAUACUGGGAUGCCACCCGGGCCUUCAUGAUUCUUUCCCUGCUGGCUUGUUUCAUCGGCAUUGUGAUUGGUGUCAUGGCCUUCAUCCACUACUCCUCCUUUGAUGGGUUUGACAAGACGUUUGCAGCCGGCAUCCUCUUCUUCAUCUCAUGCUUCUUUGUGUUGCUGGCCAUGGCCGUCUACACAGGAGUGACAGUGAACUACUACGGUAAACGCUAUGGCAGCUGGCGAUUUUCCUGGUCCUAUAUAAUGGGCUGGGUGGCAGUGGUGCUUACCUUCUUCUCAGGUAUCUUCUACAUGUGUGCCUACCGGAUGCACGAAUGCCCAAGAAACUCUAACUCACGCUGACCUGCCACACACACACACACACACCCAAGCAUAAUAUAUGGCCAAGAGGAACCAAUAUCCCUAUUAACUUUCCAACCACUUCAUGUUAACCUAACUAUUCAUGA